AUAAAAAGAGAAUCUCAGCUGAUAACUUGUUCCUUAACCUGUGCUCUCCCUCCCAUUUUUCUGCCCAAGAAAGUUGCUUGUAAUAAACUCAUGCUCCUGUCUACUCUGAAUUUUUUCAAUUUCAUCAGAAAUGAAUUUUGGGGUCUUGACCCACAGAGAAGCCUCUACUAAUGCAGCCAUUCCAGGUUCUAUUGAGCCCAAAAAUUACAAGGCAAAUGGAUCUGGGAAUCUUAAGGACAAAAGAUCUGAAUUUGCUGAGGAUAGUUGGAGGGUUACCAAAAUGCCAAGGCCUUUUCAGGUUGAAACCCCUUCCAAGAAAACUGAAAAUUUCAUUGCUUUCGGAAGAUCUAAUAUAUGGCCAUCAGUGGGUGAUGAGGGUCAGAAUAUGCUCUCAUUUUCUUCUUUAGAGCCCCAUUGCAAGAAUGAAAAUUUUAGCAGAACAAGAGGAGUAUUGAAUGAAGGGAUGCUUGGGCCUUUUGCUAGAUUGAAAGGUCCAUUCAGUCCCUUACAAUGGACGGAGCUAGAACGUCAGGCCUUGAUCUAUAAAUACAUCGUGGCAAAUGUCUCAAUUCCCUCUAAUUUACUUGUGCCUCUCAGUAGUCCUCUCAAUCCUUAUGCCUCAUCUGGAUCUGGCUCCUCUAAUUUUUGUAAGCUUCUCUACCUGGAUAAUUGCGUACAUAAUGUAUAUGGCAUGCAGAAUGAUGAGAAUCCAGCUUUAUUGCAAUGAAUGAUCGUUAACAUCUAUUUUUGUGAUCUCAUCUUGUGUUUUUUCAAUGGUAGAACCAAUCAUUAGUCUUGCUUGUACGAUGUUUUCAUGAUAAACUAUAACCUCUGUGUAUUUGUGAAAUGAAUCUUUUUACGUUGUUACAUGAAGUUUAUUCUAAGAUAUAUGGCUAGUGUA
Messenger RNA from Olea europaea var. sylvestris, 901 nucleotides. RefSeq names its product growth-regulating factor 8-like. The coding region runs from base 131 to 727 and encodes 198 amino acids. Gene Ontology annotation, molecular function: ATP binding. The record is from RefSeq and is a predicted model, not a curated record. The transcript has 2 exons. Lineage: Eukaryota; Viridiplantae; Streptophyta; Magnoliopsida; Lamiales; Oleaceae. Gene Ontology annotation, cellular component: nucleus. Gene Ontology annotation, biological process: regulation of DNA-templated transcription; developmental process; DNA-templated transcription.